AUGCUUUUUUGUCUCUGAAGCCAGACAGAGUCAAGAGGAGCAGCUAUGAGUUUAACAGCAGCAGCUAGUGGAUUUGUUGUCUUCCUCCUCUCUGUGCCAGUGAUACAGAGUCAGAAUGGCUGGGGAGUGACUUACACCUCUACUCAGAUCUGUGCCUUAAAAGGAUCAACUGUGGAAAUAAGAUGCAGCUACAGAUACCCAUCCAGAAUAAACAGCCUUGAUACUACAGUUGAGAAAACAUUCUGGUUUACUAAAAUGAAUGGAAAAGAACAUGUGGAUCUGAGAACAGUGUCAGAGUACGCAGGUCGUGUGCAGUAUCACUGUAAUGAGAAGAGCUGCACUCUGAGAAUCACAGACCUGAGAGAGAGCGACUCAGCUGAGUACAAGUUCAGGUUCAUAACAAACCAACCAGGUGGGAGUUUUAGCGGUUCACCUGGAGUCACUUUGUCUGUCACAGCUGUCCAGAUGCAGGUGACCAGAAUAACAGUCCAUCAGUCUUAUACUGAGGCAGAUCUGAAGUGUCACUGCAGCUGCAGUCCAGCUGGCCGUCUUUCUUAUGUCUGGUUCAAGAACGGAGUGAAAGGUCCUGGGGGAACUUCUUAUAUGGGCCAGUUUUAUCCUGGAGACAAUAUCUCCUGUGCUUUGGAAGGACAUGAGAAAUUCCGCUCCCCUUCACUGUAUGCUCCGAGCGUUCCCUCUGUGUCAUUCAGUCCUUCUGGUGAGAUAGUGGAGGGAAGAUCAGUGACUCUGACCUGCAGCAGUGAGGCUAACAUAGUAGCUAAUUAUACCUGGUACAAGAAAAAUCUUAAUUCAACACAUGAACUGCUCAGUAAAGAACCACAGCUUGUCUUCAGGUCCAUGAAGUCCUCUGACUCAGGAGAGUAUUACUGUGCAGCUGAGAACAAGUUGGGGGGGAGGACAUCUAAAUGCAUCGUUAUUAAUGUGAAAUAUGCUCCAAAGUUUCCCUCUGCGUCAGUGAGUCCCUCUGGUCAGAUAGUGGAGGGCAGUUCAGUGACUCUGACCUGCAGCAGUGAUGCUAACCCAGCAGCUAAUUAUACCUGGUACAAGGAGAACCAAACACUGCCUUAUGGACCAGGCAGCAUAUAUAAUUUCACCUCCAUUAGCGCUGAGGACAGAGGGAUCUACACCUGCAUGUGUGAGAAUCAAUAUGGACAGAUCAACUCUACGUCUCUAUUUUUAGAUGUCCACUAUGCUCCAAAGCUUCCCUCUGUGUCAGUGAGUCCCUCUGGUCAGAUAGUGGAGGGCAGUUCAGUGACUCUGACCUGUAGCAGUGAUGCUAACCCAGCAGCUAAUUACACCUGGUACAAGGAGAACCAAUCACUGCCUUAUGGACCAGGCAGCAUAUAUAAUUUCACCUCCAUUAGCGCUGAGGACAGAGGGAUCUACACCUGCAUGUGUGAGAAUCAAUAUGGACAGAUCAACUCUACGUCUCUAUUUUUAGAUGUCCACUAUGCUCCAAAGCUUCCCUCUGUGUCAGCGAGUCCCUCUGGUCAGAUAGUGGAGGGCAGUUCAGUGACUCUGACCUGUAGCAGUGAUGCUAACCCAGCAGCUAAUUAUACCUGGUACAAGGAGAACGAAGACUCACCAAAAGCAUCAGGACAGAUCUUCAAUAUCACUGACUUCAGACCUGAACACAGUGGGAAUUAUUACUGUGAAGCCCAGAACAGCAGAGGACGUCGUAGCUCCACCUUAUAUCUGGCUGUUAUGGCAGGAGAAUGGAAAUUAAUUACUUCUGGAACUGUCACUGUUAUUUUAAUUGUCAUCAUAGGCCUACUCAUCUCUGCCUUGCAAUGGAUUAGGAAAAAGCAACCAUCUGAGCCUAUAAAGAGACCAGACAAUAUUGCACAGAAACAACCAGCAGAGCAGGGGGCUGGCCUUCACUAUGCCAGCAUCCACUUCUCUAAGAAAGAAGCAGAUCCUCUCUACUCCAAUAUCAGACCAGCUCAGCCCCAAAGACACAAGAGGGAAGAGGAGGCGGACAGGGUGGUGUACGCUACUGUCACAUUAAACAGUAGCAGUACUGCCCCAACAUGAGCAGCUCUUCACACAGGAACAUCAUCCUCAUUAUUAGACUUUGAGAAGAUGUUUAAGUGUUCUGGCCUUUUCUCCAAAGUUUCUGUUUAAAAAUUAGAAUUGAUCAGGGCUUCAUCGAGUGGAUUCAGCUGCUGUAUUCUGCUCCACAGAAUAUAGUUUGUGUCAAUGGUCAUCUGUAUCUUAACCUUUUGAGAACCUUGAGAGAACAACAUGCCCGGAGUGCUCUCUGUCACUACUUCUUCCUUGUGUUGAGCUGAGAACAAUUGUCACAGUGAUACAAGAUGAUGUAUAUAUCAAAUGAAUAGUUAUAAACCAUUAAACUCAUUAAAUGUC
This is a messenger RNA of Siniperca chuatsi (mandarin fish), 2388 nucleotides long. Its product is annotated as B-cell receptor CD22-like. Gene Ontology annotation, cellular component: membrane. The coding region runs from base 46 to 2055 and encodes 669 amino acids. The record is from RefSeq and is a predicted model, not a curated record. Gene Ontology annotation, biological process: cell-cell adhesion. Lineage: Eukaryota; Metazoa; Chordata; Actinopteri; Centrarchiformes; Sinipercidae. The transcript is spliced from 10 exons.